Molecule: messenger RNA, 1429 nt
Organism: Bufo bufo (common toad)
Lineage: Eukaryota; Metazoa; Chordata; Amphibia; Anura; Bufonidae
Product: galactosylgalactosylxylosylprotein 3-beta-glucuronosyltransferase 1-like
Exons: 6
Coding region: 361-1389 (342 amino acids)
Biological process (GO): carbohydrate metabolic process; chondroitin sulfate proteoglycan biosynthetic process
Cellular component (GO): Golgi membrane
Molecular function (GO): galactosylgalactosylxylosylprotein 3-beta-glucuronosyltransferase activity
Source: RefSeq, a predicted model, not a curated record
GCAAGCUGGGGAGGAAAGAGAACAGUUUUACGCCUUUGCUUUCUCCUGGCGUUUGCACUGUUAAGGUGGCGCAGUGAUUCGCUUGCAGUAGCCUAGAAGAUUGAUCGGGGAUACCUUAAGAGGUGUCAUUGUAUUUGCUCAGCUGCAUCGUGGAGGCUGAGGCAUGGGAUUCUCCAUCCAGUGACUCCAGAAGAAUGCUGUAGGCUGCCUCUCUCCGCCUGUGCAAGGGGCAACCGGACCACUGACCAUCGCCGCUUGUAUCUGCACGUUUUCCCUUGUCUGUCACAUUGCAACUGAGAAAAUGAAGCUGCCUCCUUCAGCCAGGUAAAGAAAUGACCGAUCACGCACAGUCAGAACAGCAUGCUGAGGAGACGCAACCUUCUCACUACACUGCUCAUUGUCCUACCAUGGGCUCUACUCCUAACACUGUGGCACCAAAACCCUACCAGCCGCUACCUCACCCUUUUAAGAAAGGAGAUAGGUGACAAUUCCACGGUCAAACCCCUAUUCAGCAAUGUGACACCGAGCAAAGAUGAUUCCCUCCAAUGUGUCAACCAGUAUCCCACCCACGAGACUCCAGUGGUGGUUAGAACAUAUGUUUAUUCGAGACCGCCACGCUGGAAUGAAGACCUUCCAGUUAUCUAUGUGAUUACUCCCACCUACACCAGACCGGUUCAGAAGGCUGAGCUUGUUCGUUUAGCCAACACUUUUCUCCAUGUCGUCAAUUUGCACUGGAUUGUGGUGGAAGAUUGUCCUAGAAAAACAAAACUGGUGGCUAACCUGCUGGAGAAGGCGGGCCUGAACUUCACCCACUUGAAUAUUGAGAGUCCACAUAACCAAAAAGUUGGCAUAUCAAGGACACCUGAGGUCACCCCUCGAGGAACCGUGCAGAGGAAUCUUGGCCUUCGGUGGCUUCGAGACAACCUCAACGCUUCAAACCCUCCGGAAGGAGUCGUCUAUUUUGCAGAUGAUGACAACACAUAUAGCCUUGAGGUCUUCGAAGAGAUGCGAUACACAAGGACAGUAUCCGUCUGGCCGGUGGCUUUCGUUGGCGGUUUGAGAUAUGAGUCUCCUGACCUUGGUCCAACAGGGCGUGUGAUCGGCUGGAAAACAGUGUUUGACCCUAAGAGGCCUUUUGCCAUUGACAUGGCGGGUUUUGCCAUUAACUUACGGUUAAUCCUUGAAAGACCACAUGCCAACUUCAAGCUGGAAGGAGUAAAGGGAGGAUACCAAGAGACAAGUUUACUGAAAGACCUUGUCACUAUGGAUGGACUGGAAGCCAAAGCCGCCAACUGCACUAAGGUUUUGGUCUGGCACACAAGGACUGAGAGACCUACACUAGUGAACGAGGGGAAACGGGGCUUCACAGACAUGAACAUUGAGGUGUAGACGCCGAGUGUGUCACAACAUAAAGAAGAAAAAACUGAAA